AUGUCAACCCAACAAUCUGGGUUAGAGCAAAUUUGGAUCACUGCGAAAAAAAAAACGUCGCUUCCUGACGAUGUAAAUUUAGAAGAUUAUCUCAAUGCAGAUGACAACGUUUCAACAUAUUAUGAACUAACCGAAGUAGAUAUCAUUCAAUCGAUUAAAGACAGUAAAGAUGAGGCCACCGAUGAAAGUAGUGAAUAUGAAGAUGCUGUGAUGGGAGAUGAUGUGCACAAUGUCACUUUAUCAGAAGCCUUAUCAAGUUUUGAAGUUAUGCGAACAUUCAUUUCAUCACAAAGUGAUGUACCGGACUUCAUAUUUACAAACAUUCACCAACUACAAAAUAAUUUACUUUCUAUUGAAACAGUAAACCUUGUUCAAAAAAAAUUGUCGAUUAUCUGUAAUAAAGUUAUUUUCGCAAAUUAUUUACAUUUUAAUUAUUUAUUUAUUAUUUAUUUGUAUUUGAAUAACAUAAUGUUUUUAAAUUUUUUUUACUCGAUUUUUCCAAAUUUCGUUCCAACGAAAAAAAUCGGUCCCUUGGAGUUCGUUGUAACGGGAAGUUACUGUACUUCAUAACUCACAAUUUUGUAGAUUUUAGGUUUAAUGCAUAUCAUUUGAUAUCUGGGUAA
Cinara cedri is the source of this 623-nucleotide messenger RNA. The record is from the annotation of a GenBank genome assembly. Lineage: Eukaryota; Metazoa; Arthropoda; Insecta; Hemiptera; Aphididae.